UUUCUUUCUGUCAUUUAUCACACGAAAAUUGGUUUUUUUUCCAAUUACACAUGAUACAAAUUGCUAUAGAAACGAGUCCCCUAAAAUGGUGAUUUGGGGGCGCGACAGCUGAAAAUGAAAACCAAGAAAUUGAUAAGAACAACGUAAUUUGAAACGGAGCAAGUAAGCCGGCGCUGUCAAGUAGCUUUCAGUCAAAUGUUGCUUCGGAUUUUAUGGUUUUUACUAUUUUUAUCGACUUUUUGUGAUUGCGAACUUGAAUGUGUCAAAUGUGAUGGAAGGGUUAUUUCGGUAGAUAAAACAUGUACAAACUGCACCGGAGAUUACUGUUACGCCGUAAAUUAUAAACACCUGAACCCGUCUCUGAAAAACGAGCAGUCUUAUUAUCAGGGGUGCUUCACAUCUCCUACCGACUUGCCAUUGGGAUGUUCCACAAACAGCCGAGGAAGCAUUUUCUGUAUUUGCAACAGUACGGAUUACUGUAAUGAGAUGACCAACGUAAAAGAGGAGAAAAAUAUCACGUAUUUAAUUUGUGAAUACGCUAAAGAUUCGAUGUUCAGAGGAGCCGAUUGUGUGCAACCGUGGUGUGUGAAGACAGCAUCUAGUUAUAUGGAUGAGAUGGUUGAAUGCGGAGAAGGGACAUAUGAAAUGGAGAUGUAUGAUAUUGGAUUCGUCUACAGUGGUAUGUUACUACCUAUCAACUCAUGCUAUGCCGUUGCAGAUGACUCACGUUAUGACAAAAGUCAAAUUUGUACAUAUAAAGUGAACAAAACAACUCCAUACAAACUGAAAGUGCCCGGAAGUACCAAAUGCUUUGCUCCAGGAGAAGUCAUGACAAGGAUGAAAAAUUCAACGUGUAUUGGGCAGUUCUGUUACUCAGCCAGCGCUGUUUUUGGAUGCAUUUCUCAAUUCAAUAGGGAAGGAGCCAUAUUGAAAGCCGGCUUAUACCAUCUUACACCGUUUUUAACACCCUUCCAAAUCUGUGAUAGCGACUUUUGCAACAAUCAAACGUUGGAAGAUGAUGUCGAAGGAAGAUAUUCUUACCCGACAACUUAUGUGUGGAGUUCUGCAAAGAAGCAAUGCUUCGUAGUGCUCAUUUUGAUACAAUUGGUGUGGUUGGUGUAUGUCUAAUUCCCAGUUGCUCAGUUGCUCAGAGAGUUUGCCUUCAAGGAAAAGCACUUUCAGAACAUGCCCUUUUCUUGGCCGCCGUCGUUGCAAAGAUCAUUUUCUCAUUCUUUCCCAUAUUUCUUUUGCUUGUUUCUCUAAAAUAUUUGGAUUUUCCAAUAAAGAUGUCAUCCGUUA
Messenger RNA from Caenorhabditis elegans, 1299 nucleotides. RefSeq names its product UPAR/Ly6 domain-containing protein (gene T01C8.3). The record is from RefSeq and is marked reviewed. Bases 196 to 1128 code for a protein of 310 amino acids. The transcript is spliced from 10 exons. Lineage: Eukaryota; Metazoa; Nematoda; Chromadorea; Rhabditida; Rhabditidae.